AUGGCAAAGGUUGGCAUUUUUGGUUUGCUUUUCAUGCUUGUCACCGCCGCUUCACCGGCGGUACAUGGCGUGACUUUUGGACCCAAGGCGGUGGACCAGUGGUUCGAAAAGCUUCCCCAGGCCAAAGAAAAGAUGAGUAAACUGCAUUUUUAUUUUCACGACACCGUGACCGGCAAAAACCCAACUGCUUUCCAAAUAGCUCAGGCCAACAUUACAAACAAAUCCAAUACUUUCUUCGGCUUCCUAUCCAUGAUGGAUGAUCCGUUGACAGUGACCCCAGAUCCCAACUCCGAGAUCGUCGGCCGUGCCCAAGGGAUGUACGGUUCCGCAUCAUUCAACGAGGUUGGGUUGCUCAUGACACUAAACUUCGUCUUCACUGAUGGGAAAUAUAACGGCAGUACUCUGAGCGUUCUUGGGCGGAACCCUGUUUUGAACAAGUACCGCGAGAUGGCGAUCGUGGGUGGGUCUGGUGUUUUCAGGCUGGCUCGAGGCAUCGCCACCGCCAAGACGUAUUGGUUUAAUGCCACGUCUGGCAAUGCCAUUGUGGAGUAUCACGUUGUGGUAUUGCAUUACUGA
Messenger RNA from Ipomoea triloba (trilobed morning glory), 576 nucleotides. RefSeq names its product dirigent protein 22-like. The record is from RefSeq and is a predicted model, not a curated record. NCBI's taxonomy places the organism in Eukaryota, Viridiplantae, Streptophyta, Magnoliopsida, Solanales, Convolvulaceae. The transcript has a single exon. The coding region runs from base 1 to 576 and encodes 191 amino acids.